CCAACUACUGGCAGGCUGCAACACCCUGCGCCCUGGGAUCCAUGCUUCUGAACUUACCCACUGGGAUGUUUCACAAGAGGCCAGCUGGGAAGUCAGAGGGAGCCAAGAGGAAGGGAUGGAUCCUGGUCACCAUUUAGAAACACUGCAUCACAAUGGUGAUCAUGAUGCUGUGAAUGUCUCCUCCUGGGUGUCGGUGUGUCCCAGAGGCCUCUGGGAAGUCCAGCAAAGGCGAACGUGUGAGGGGAGUCAACAGACUGUUCCUAAUUCUGGAAAUGACGCAUCGCGUUCAUCCAGGUACUGUCCAAGGUUGGGUUCCAUGUGUCGAGUACGAGUGUGGCUCAGAGCUGACAUGGAUAGAGCAGAGAGUUUAGUAUCAGAAAAGGGAAACGAGAAGCUGUCAGCCCAACCUGACCAGUCACUCACUGAGGUUACACAAGCAGUGGCCACGGCCUUCCCGAGGUGUCAGGACUCCGUGCUGCAGGUCCCACUGGGUGACUGGACAACACUGAGGCUAGGGGAGGGUCAGUGCGAUAUCACAGAAGCAUGCGUGGAGGGGAUGAGAGCAGGAGAGAAAUGUGAGAUACUGAUUUCUCCGGUGACAAAUGGUCCAGAUGUCUCCGUUCCCCAUCCUGCUGAGGAAAGCCUGCCUUUACGUGCGACAGUUGAACUCAAAGCUUUCACACCCGGCAAGGAAUCCUGGGAGAUGUCUCCUGCCGAAAAGUGGGAGUGGGUGAAGUCGCACAAAGAGAGGGGUGGAGUGAGAUUCAGGAGCGGGGAUGUGUGGGGAGCAGCGGACAGCUACAGUCGGGCCCUCAAACUUCUCAUCACACUCUAUGGCCAUGUAAGAGAGGUGGAGAGAAAAGGACAAGAGCAGGGAGCGGAGGAACAGAGAGACACAGUUGAUGAAACACAGCACCUUCCUUCAGCUAGUGAAUUCAAAACCAUCAAAGCAGAGCUCCACUCAAACCUGUCCCUGUGCCAGCUUAAACUGAACCAGCCAGAGAAGGCUAAGGCCAGUGCGGGUAAAGCUACUCAGCUGGAACCAGGUGGGGCUAAAGCCUGGUACCGGCUGGGCCAAGCCUGCCAGAUGGUGAAUGAGCUGGAGGAGGCCAAGGAGGCAUUUAGGAAACUACUGAAGCUGCAGCCAGAAUCGCCUGCUGCGUUGAAGGCACUUAAAAACAUAGCAAGUAGAGAAAAAGAGACAAAGGCUCAGUUGGGACUUAGACUCAGCAAAAUGUUCAGCUGAAGUUCAAAUAUGAUUAUUUUAUUGCCAGAUGUUGUCUGUAAAACUGUAUGUUUCUUCUCGUGAAUCACCAGUAAAUGGAAGAGCGUCUACA
Messenger RNA from Micropterus dolomieu (smallmouth bass), 1337 nucleotides. It is a transcript of the gene fkbpl, whose product is annotated as FKBP prolyl isomerase like. The coding region runs from base 116 to 1246 and encodes 376 amino acids. The record is from RefSeq and is a predicted model, not a curated record. The transcript is spliced from 4 exons. Gene Ontology annotation, molecular function: protein binding. Lineage: Eukaryota; Metazoa; Chordata; Actinopteri; Centrarchiformes; Centrarchidae.